AUGUUGAAACUAUUCAAAGGGGUACGACGCUUGAAGAUACAAAAUCGGCGAUACACCAACGCGACCGUCAUUGGCAGCGAGGCGAAUAGAAAUGACCCCUACUACCAGGAGAAUAAGGCGAGAAUGGACGAGCUGGUGCAAGAGCUGCGCCAGAAAACGGACGCCGCCGUCAAAGGCGGACCCGACGAGGCGAUAAAAAGGCACACGGCGAGAGGAAAAUUGCUCGUGAGGGACAGGAUUAACCGGUUGGUGGACGAGGGGAGUGAUGUUUUAGAACUGAGCACGCUAGCAGCCGACGACAUGUAUAAAGGUCAGGUGCCGAGCGCCGGAAUCGUCACCGCGAUCGGCAAGGUUCACGGUCGCGACUGCAUAAUCGUCGCGAACGACGCCACCGUUAAGGCCGGAACUUACUUUCCUAUCACAAUUAAGAAGCAUUUACGUGCGCAAGCGAUAGCUCAAGAAUGCCGUCUUCCGUGUAUUUAUCUCGUCGACUCGGGCGGAGCGCAUUUGCCGGACCAAGCCGAAGUGUUCCCAGAUAGAGAACAUUUUGGUAGGAUAUUCUACAACCAAGCUAACAUGUCCGCUGAAGGUAUACCCCAGAUAUCCGUCGUGAUGGGCUCGUGCACUGCAGGUGGUGCUUAUAUACCCAGUAUGUCGGAUGAAAGCAUAAUAAUAAAAGAGCAAGGAUGCAUCUUUUUAGCUGGACCUCCAUUAGUAAAGGCGGCCACGGGAGAGACUGUCUCCACUGAAGAUUUAGGAGGUGCCGACUUGCAUUGCCGACAAUCUGGAGUGACAGAUCAUUACGCGUUAGACGACGAGCACUCGUUACAUCUAGCCAGGAACGUAGUGGCCAAUUUAAACUGGAACAGCGAUCAAAAGGCGAGGAUAAACCCUUCAAAUGUCGACGAACCCGUUCACGAUAUCGACGAUCUGCACGGCAUUGUGGGAGCGAACAUACAACGACCUUUCGACAUCCGAGAAGUUAUCGCCCGCGUCGUCGACGGCAGCAGGUUCCACGAAUUCAAGCAGCUCUACGGCGAGACGUUGGUAUGCGGGUUCGCAUCUAUUUACGGCCAUCCCGUCGGCGUGAUAGGAAAUAAUGGUGUACUACAAUCGGAAGCGGCGUUGAAGGGUUCACAUUUCAUUCAGCUGUGCGCGGCGCGUAAGGUCCCGUUGCUGUUCCUGCAGAACAUAACCGGUUUCAUGGUGGGAAGGGAAGCCGAGGCGGGUGGUAUAGCUAAGAACGGUGCGAAAAUGGUGACCGCCGUCAGUUGUUUUAAGGGGCCCAAAAUUACCGUUCUCGUCGGCGGCAGCUUUGGAGCGGGCAACUAUGGGAUGUGUGGGCGCGCUUAUUCUCCUAGUUUCUUGUACAUGUGGCCGAAUGCUAGAAUUUCAGUGAUGGGUGGUCCGCAGGCGGCCACUGUUCUAUCACUAGUGUCUAAAGAGAAAGCCGAGAGAGCGGGUAAAGUAUGGACCGAAGAGGAUGACAGAAAAGUGAGGGCGCCGUUGGAAGCUCAAUUCGAAAGAGAAGGCAGACCUUAUUACAGUACAGCCAGGUUGUGGGACGACGGAAUCCUAGCGCCAAGAGAUACGAGGAAAGUCAUAGGACUAAGUUUAUCAGCGGCUCUGAAUGCCCCAUACAGGGACAGUAAAUUUGGUGUGUUCAGAAUGUGA
Messenger RNA from Leptosia nina, 1674 nucleotides. The record is from the annotation of a GenBank genome assembly. Lineage: Eukaryota; Metazoa; Arthropoda; Insecta; Lepidoptera; Pieridae.